This is a messenger RNA of Caenorhabditis auriculariae, 7205 nucleotides long. NCBI's taxonomy places the organism in Eukaryota, Metazoa, Nematoda, Chromadorea, Rhabditida, Rhabditidae. The record is from the annotation of a GenBank genome assembly.
AUGAUUCGAAUUAUCCACAGUUCUGCUCAUCUUUCAAGAAAAUAUGUUCUUCUCCUGGCAGGAAACUAUAAUCGGCAUCAUCUCCGCGUCGCCUCCUCCACCUCACUCGCAUCAUUUUUGAGUCGGAUUGAAGACAGUCUUCUUUUAAGUAUGUUUUAGACUAAAAUUUUCAUGAUUUCUUUUUUUCAGCAAGAAAAUUUCCUGUCAGACCACGGAACAAUAAAGAAAAUAGCAGCAAGCCACGUGAUCACCCUGUUUAUGGUCGUUUUAUUUGAUUUUGUCGUUUUUAUUUAAAUUAGAGGAUUUCAGACAGCAAAGGACAUCCGAGUGCGGGAUCCGGGGAGGAAGAGGAUGGAAAAGGGAACAAAAAUGAGGAAGAAGACAUGCGCAAAAAGCUAAUCGCUUUAAUGAAAAGAGCUUUGGCGAUUUCUCUAUUCACCUAUGGAGUUUUGAUCAUAUUGGGGUUAUUUGAUAUUGUCUUUUUCGAGUAGUUUUGAGUUUUUCAGGCCAGCGGCACCUGAGGAAGCCCAAGAAAGUCUUUCGUGGAGCGAUUUCGUCGCUGAGCUUUUACCAAGCGGCCAGGUUUUUGAGAAGGAAAAUUUUUAUACUUUUCUCUUUUUUUAGGUGUAUCGAAUUAUUGUGUAUCCUGAAAGUGACGUAGCCGACGUUUUCCUGUAUGAUACUGGGAUGAAGAACAGUCAUGGGAAAAAGAGUAAAUCGAAUUUUGAGCCUUGAAAAAGACGAGUGGUGUUCUUGAAAAAAAUGACUUUUUUUGAGGCCUUUCCAGCUUUUUGAUAGAAAGGUUUUUUUAAAAAGGUAGAUAAGUUUCAAGAAGAAUGAUUACGAAAAAAAUUCUAGAAAGAAAGUUGAAAAAAAGGUACUCUAUUUAUUUAAAAAAAUCUUUCUGGGAUCUUUUUAGGACUUUAUUUUGAUUAUCUACACUUUAAAGACAUAAACAACUAUUUUCUUGUAUUUAAAAUGGCGUUAAGAAAACUUAAAAGUGGAAAUUUCAAAAUAUUCAGUUCGCGACAAGGUAUCGAAUGGGACUUCCCAGUGUUUCUCGUUUCGAAAUGGAAGUUCGAGCGGCUGAACAAGCCCUUGGCCUUCCUCCGGACCAGUGGACUCAGAUUCAGUACCGACGUGUUGGAAACACGUAAAUUUGUAUUUUCGAUCAUUGAAAAUAUUUAUUUUUGCAGAAGCCAGUGGAUUUUCAUCUUGGCACUACUUGGUAUCGUUGCCGGAUUGGCCUUCGCUUUCAAGAAAAUGAAGGGAUUCAACAUGACCGAUAUCAUGGUUUGAAUGGGGAAUAGUCGAUUCAGGACAACUUUUUGAGGAGUUCUGAGACCAUUUUAGUCUUAAAAUAAAUCAAUAAGCUGUUGAAAAAAAUUUAAAAUGAUUUUUUUCAGUCCAAUAUGACCAAGGGAAAGUACACUGUUAUUGAUCCCCACAGUCCAGAAGGAAAAAAGUUGCUGAAGGUCAAAUUCAAGGUUUGUACAGUAUUCAUUUCAUUGUCUUUUUCUAAAAAACGAAUUCUUCUUACCAGAGUGGUCCCUAUAGGGGCAACCUUAGGGGGCCACUUCAACAACCCCUAUAGGAGUCACUAAAGUUCGCGGUCUCUAUAGGGGACAUGCUUCAUAGGAAAAAUGAAUAAAUAAGCGUUUUUUAAUAAAAUUGAGACACCCCUAUAGGGUCGACUUGAGCUUUAGGGGCUAAGCCGUCAAACAAUAUACCCCUAUAGGGACCACCUUAGUUUUACCCCUUUAGGGACCGCUUUUUCGACCCCUGCAGGGAUUUUUUUCCCCACUAACCCCUAUAGGGGCUACUCUGGAUUUCCUAAUUUGUUUUUAUUUUCAAGAUUUGCGAUUUUCGGACUUCAAAUAUUUCUAAAUAAAUAAAUAAAAGUGGUCGUUAUGUACAGAAAUCCGAUUUUAGAAAAUAAAAGAAUAAGAAAAAAAGGACUUUUCAGGAUGUUGCCGGUCUCAACGAAGCGAAAGUUGAAAUCCGCGAAUUUGUCGACUAUCUCAAGAAUCCCACGCGAUUUACUGUUUGUUAAAAAAAUAAUAUAUAACGUGAAUUUCGCUUUCCAGAAACUGGGCGCGAAACUCCCGAAAGGAGCCCUGCUGACGGGUCCGCCCGGGUGCGGGAAAACCCUCCUAGCCAAGGCUCUGGCCGCGGAAUCCAUCGUUCCCUUCAUUUCCAUGAAUGGAUCGGAGUUCGUCGAAGUGAUUGGAGGCCUCGGCGCCUCCAGAAUCCGAGGCCUCUUCAAGGAGGCUCGUCAGAAGGCCCCUUGUAUCAUCUAUAUUGAUGAGAUCGACGCGAUCGGAAGGAAAAGGAGCGAGGGGAAUAAGUCUGGGGGUGAGGGAAUGCGGAAAUUUAAAUUUUAAAGCCCCUCUAGCGAUUUUUUUUUUCUCAACUAACUUGAGCAAAACGGGAUAGCACCCCGUAUAUGAACGCCUUCUAGGGACCCUUUACAGACUUUUAUAUCACUUUUUCCUUUUUUCAUAACCAAUAAUAAAAAGAGGUACGGAAAAUCAACAAAAAAAAUUUCGGGGACUCAAAAAAUAUCUUUUGAAGCUAGGAAAAGGAGCUCAUAAGACUUUAAUUAGGACUUUUUUGAACUUUUUGAGAACUUUCCCGAUUUCCUUAUACAGCCUUGUAGUUGAUCAUUCGAUGAAUUUUGUAUCGUUAUAUUAUAUUUUUUUCGAAACGAUUAGCUGAUUUUAGACGGAAUAGCGUACUGAAAAGCGCUUUUUACGGUGUAUUAUCAGUCUUUAUGCUACUUUGUGAACCAUAUUCUUACUUCUCUAACUGAAGUUCAAUGAUUUCCGAUGUUUUCGAGCAUUUUGAUACAUAUAUCCUUAUUUUUCCAGGUUGUUUUGAUUUUCCAGCUUCUUUUCUUGUCAAUUUGUUUUACUUUUCAGCUAAAUUUUAUGGAAAAAAAUUUUCAUUCGUUCAGUCAGCGGCUCUGGAGAGGAGGAGCAGACUUUGAAUCAGCUACUUGUUGAAAUGGACGGAAUGGGAUCCGAUAACGGCGUCAUCGUUUUGGCAAGCACGAAUCGUGGCGAUAUUCUGGAUAAGGUCUGUAUUUCUACUGUCUCACCUAUCUGCUUGGGUUCUAUUAAAAUUCACUCGCUUAGAACCAGAAAAUUCCUGCAAAAAUAGUGUAUCUUACAAAAAAGGUCAUUUUACCAUGCGGUUGGGAAUUCUCCGAAACUUGGGUAGAACACUUUUUGAUGUUCCAGGAGAAUAUUCUGAAAGUCCCAACCUGCGAAAAUUCCUAGUUUCCGAGAAAUGCCUCGAAAUGCCCCUUUUUUACAGAUUUUAUGGGUUCUUUCCGAAUAAAUAUAAAUUUUUUUCAGGCUGAAACUUUUAGGGACCAUUUUUUAGCAAAUCAAGGGGUGGUUUGGCCGAUUUUCAGAAGAUUAUUAACCCCAAGAUCUUUCCCUGUUAUGGUUCGAUUCCUUUUUCGAAAGACUUAUCAACGAAUACACCUUCCAAAAAGUGGUUCAGGCCCUCCUCCGUCCGGGACGUUUCGACCGUCACAUCACCAUCGAUUUGCCGACGCUUUCGGAAAGGAAAGACAUGUUCGAACUGUACCUGAAACGGGUGAAACUCGACCAUCCGGCCACCCGGCAUGCCUAUCGAUUGGCCCAGAUGACUCCGGGAUUUUCUGGUUCGAUUCAUUUUUUUUUCAAGUUUUUUGAACUGGAAAUACGUUGUUUUCCUGUGAAAUUCAUUUUUUCAAUAGAAAAUGCUCAAUUAUUUUCGUCUAUAAUUGAGUCUUUCAAUAGGAAAAAAACGGUGGCAACGGAAAGUUGUUAGUUUUUCUAAGCUCUCCUGUUUUGCAUCACUGUUUUCCCUGAUGGUUUCUUCAUAUAUUUCUUAACCUGUCAUUAGAUUGAUUUUUAAUUCUAGUUCCAAAAAUCGGAGAAAAUGUUUUUUUUUCUGCGUACUGGGAAAUUUUUAGUGGUGGCUCUAUAGAGGCUCGUCAAAGACUACUUGGAGAGGACACUAAAGAGGCCACUAAACCCGCCUCUAUAGUGGUCACUAUUUUCGUUUUAGCGGCCACUAUAGAGGUUCUCUACUUCGUGGUCACUUCAGUAGUUUUUCAUCCAGUAUUCCUUCCAGUAACUCGGAUAAUUUUAAAACAAACAGAUCUGACCAGUUAUGUUGAUCCAUUGACCCCUAGAGUGGCCACUAAGAUUUUUUUUGUGUUCCAGUAGUAGCACUAAGACCUCUAUAGUGGCCACUCAUUUUUUAACCGCUUAAGUGGCCACUAAAAGUUUUCCCAGUACAUUUUUAAUGCAGUUUCAAGAAACUCUAGUUAUUUUUUUCCGCUUUUUUGGUUAAUUAGAAAAUCAUUUUUUCAAGUUGCAAGGUGGUGGUGAUCAAUCGACCUCAUUAAAACCUAUUUUGAACAAAUUUUUUAUCAUUUCUCGAGUUUUUAGGGGCCGACAUAUCGAAUGUUGUGAACGAGGCGGCGAUCCACGCGGCUUCUCACAGCCAAAAACUUGUUUCCCUGAAAGAUUUGGAGUUCGCCUUGGAUAGGGUCAUCGCUGGUAGAGGAUUAUUUAUGAAAAUUUGAAAACAAGUUAUUUCUUCAAGGCGCUGAGAAAAGGUCCCGCUCAUUGGUAGAGGAGGAAAGGGAGAUCGUCGCCUAUCAUGAAGCCGGACACGCCCUUGUUGGCUGGAUGCUGGAGCAUACUGAUGCUCUUUUGAAGGUUUCAAGCGGGGAGGAAUAGUUGAAGACGUAGAUUUUGUUGAAGUCAGUAUUAUCAAGAAGUUCAGCUACAUAUUCUUAUCUCAAAAGUGUUUUGGACAAGCAGUUAGAACAGGAAAAGAGCAAUUGAAGUUUGCAUUGCUUACCUUUCAUAUAUCAUUGAUACUUUUCAGGUAAAGCAAUAGUUUGUGAUUCGAUUGAAAUCGGUAGCUUAAACAUAGAUGUUUAUAAGAACAGAAGUAAAAAAAAAUGAAAAUUCAAGGAAAAAUCGGAAAAAUAGAAAAAAAAUUUAAAAUAAUGAAGAUCUACGUUUCUCAAGUUACAUUUAUCUACAGAAACCUAGAAUUCGCUCAAUAAAUAUUUGGGGACUUCUGUGUAGUAUUUUUAUCUUAAGCCAGCUUCGAAUAAAGUACUUUUCAAAACUUAAACUCAUAAUUUUGAGGUCACCAUAAUCCCGAGAACUUCGGCUGCCCUCGGAUUCGCGCAGUACAACCCAAGAGACAAGAAACUCUAUUCCAGAGAGGAAGUAUUUAUUUUUUUCGCUUAUCGUCCUAAUAAUUUUCGAAUUUCCAGCUCUUCGACAGAAUGUGCAUGAUGCUUGGCGGUAGAGCCGCCGAAAGCCUCAAAUUUGGCAGAAUUACGACUGGAGCUCAUGACGAUUUACAGAAGGUUCAGUAUUAUAAAAACCAUAAUUUUAUCCUUUUUUCUUGUCUCCACUCGUCAUUUUUUGUUUUUUACAUCUCAGUAAGUUUUUCAAAGUUUAUUCAGCCCUUCUGGAGACAGAAAUAACUGUAGGGAUGUCUAAAAAUCUUCUUUUCUCACACUUUCUCCCUAAUCUUGAAAAGAAGUUUCAAAUAAUGUCUUUUCAAGACGUACUGGGAAGUUUUCAGUGGUCACUAUAUGGUUUCGGCGUUUUAGUGGUCACUAUAGUAGUCAAAUUAGUGGCCACUUUAGUGUCCUCUUCAAGUAGUCCUUGGCGAGCCUCAAUAGUGGCCGCUAAAAAUUUUCCCAGUAUUCUCUAUUCACCGCUAUCUUGAGACAAAAAGGACUGUAUGGACGUCUGAACCUUUCCUUUUCUCACACUGUUUUCCCAAUCUUGUAAAGACGUUUCAAAUAAUGUCUCUUGAGAGCUUAUAGUCCAUUCACCGCUAUUUUGAGACAAAAAGGACUGUAGGGACGUCUGAACCUCUUCUUUUCUCACACUGUUUCCUUAAUUUUUUGAAGACGAUCAAAAUUUUGCCUUCUCAAGGCUCAUAGUCCCUUCACCGCUCUAUUGAGACGAAAAUAACUGUAGAGACGUCUAAAUCUCUUCUUUUCUCACACUAUCUCAUCUUUUAAAUUUGUUUUUAAUAUCGUCUUUUCAAGGCUUAUAGUCCAUUCACUGCUAUCUUGAGACAAAAAGGACUGUAUGGACGUCUAAACCUCUUCUUUUCUCACACUGUUUUCUUAAUUUUUUGAAGACGAUCAAAAUUUUGCUUUCUCAAGGCUCGUAGUCCAUUCACCGCUAUCUUGAGACAAAAAGGACUGUAGGGACGUCUAAAUCUCUUAUUUUUGCGCACUAUCUCGCUUAUCUUUCUUUGGAUAUUUUUUCAAGUCAACCCUGAGAAAACUGCGUACCAUUUUGGUCAACUCUAUUGAAAUUAUCCUUUUCAGGUGACCAAAUCGGCAUCGGCCCAAGUAAAGAUCUACGGAAUGAAUGAACGAAUCGGCCCCCUAUCUUUCCCAAACACUGACGGAUUUGAUAUCAAACCCUACAGCAAGCACUUCGGCGCCAUGUUUGAUCAGGUUUGAAGUGUAGAAAAAAUUUGCCGCGGAUAGGUUUGAAUGUUUCUUCGAAGUUCCGUUUCUUAAAACUCCCAAAAAAUGAGCUUUUCCACCCAUUUCGAUAAAAAAACUUUAAGCUUGCAUAUUUUUUUUUAAUAGGAAAAUUUUUGGCGCCAAUACCGAGUUCAAAUUCUCAAUUUUUUCGCGCGGUUCUAGAUUUUUUUUAAAACUAAUUUGCUGUAGCCAAUUCACGCGAACCAUCGAAAAAGGGUCCUGACACGAAGAAAAAAUAAAUAGUGUUAGGUUGGUGGAGAGCGCAGACCAGGCCACGCCCCCUAGCAUCUUAAACUAGCCGUAUAAGGUCAAUAAGGAAAUCACAUUAAGCGAUAGCCCUUUUUCGAGCUAUUCUAUCCGCGGCUCAAUUUUUCAGAGCUCCUUUUAUCGAAACUCACUUCAAAGUUUCCAGGAAGCGAACUUGAUAGUAAGACAGGCCUAUGAAGCGACGACACAGGUGCUCAAAGACAAUGUCGACAAGCUUGAAACGGUAAAAUAGUAUAUCAUCAAAAAUCAAGGUUUUAUAUUAAAGAUAGCCCAAGCACUGUUGAAACGAGAAGUUUUGAAUUAUGAAGACGUCAAACAGCUUAUCGGACCUCCCAAAUUUGGCGACAAACACGUCGUCGAUUUCGUCGAGUCGGUCCUUCCCAAAGAAGACAAGCUUUAA